Molecule: messenger RNA, 1869 nt
Organism: Bacillus rossius redtenbacheri
Lineage: Eukaryota; Metazoa; Arthropoda; Insecta; Phasmatodea; Bacillidae
Product: clumping factor A-like
Exons: 7
Coding region: 1-1800 (599 amino acids)
Source: RefSeq, a predicted model, not a curated record
AUGAGGUGGACGCCGCUGCUCUUGCUGCUGGGCGCGCUGGCCCUGGGCGCCGCGGGCUCCCCCGUUUCGGCGCCGGCGACGCGCGACGACGGCGCGCCAGCGGCCCCGCAGCCCGACCCGGGGCGCCGGGCGGCGGAGUCCCCGGGCGCGGGGCAGGCGCGCCAGGCCGCCGCCCCCGCCGCCUCGGACGACGACGAUGACGAUGAUGACGACGAUGACGUGGACCUGGAUCUGGAAGACGACGACGACGAUGACGACGAAGACGAUGACGAUGAAGACACGGCCGAUGAUGACGACGACGACGACGAGGAUUACUUCGAGAGGUUCUUCGACGACAUCCUCGGAGACGACGACGACGAGGAGGACGACAGCCCGAGCGUAGCGGCAGUCCUGCCUGUGGCGGCGGCGCCGGUGGCAGCGGCCCCCGUGCCCGUGGCGGCGGCGGCGGACCAGGCCCAGGCCCAGGCGGCGACGUCUCCGGCGGCCGUCAGACCAGGUAGCGCCCUGCCCGACGACAUCGACCCCGCCGACUACGACCAGUCGCCCGCCUACGACGAGGGCGAGCCGGCGGCGGAGGAGCAGGCGGCCAACACGCCCGUCACCAUCGACCUGACCUCCGCCCCCGACCAGGGCCUCAAGGACAAGCCCCAGGCGGCGCCCGCCCCGGCGCCCACCCCCGCCGCUGUCGUGGCAGCGGCGCCCGCAGCCGCCUCCAGCACCGCCGACGACGACGACGACGAUGACGACGACGAGGACGACUUCGACGUGGACCUGACCGACGACGACGACGAAGACGAGGAUGAGGACGAGGACGAAGAUGACGACGACGACGACGACGACGAUGAAGACGAUCUGGAGGAUGUCGUCGGGGACACCGACAUAGAUGCCAAGAGAUCGCAGAGAUCACGCGCCAUGACGGCGGGCAAGCCCGGCGCGGUGCCGCCCGUCUACAUCUCCAAGUACAAUCGCUUCGUGGACAACGUGCUGGGGAGGAUCAACCGCGUGCUCAAGAAGAACUACGACCCGGUGAACGUGCGGCUGCACCCGCCCUCCGACUCCAAGAACAACAACAAGAACAGCAACAAGAACAAGAAGAAGGGAAACAAGAAGAAGACCGGUGGCAUCAAGUCCCGCGAGGGAGAGACGCCGGCACCAGCGACGAAUGGCAGUGCAGUAGCUGCCAUGCAGAGGAACGCCACAGAGGCACUGGCGGCGGCGGUGGCAGCAGUGUCGGAGCAGCUGGCUGGUGCCCAGAGGCCCUCACAGCGUCUGGUGCCUGUGCAUACUGUGCAGAAGAGAGGUCGUGCCAACAAAAACAACGACAACAACAAGAACAAGAAGAGGACGUCCAACAGGACGCGGCCAGGCGCCAAGGCCACCCUGUACGGCUUGUCCUCGCUCAAGAGGGAUGGUGACGUCACCGUCAACAUGAUGAGCUCACACAACACCAUCAAGACCAAGUUCACCAUCGGCCCGCUCAUGCUCAAGGUGGAGAAGGAGUUCGGCCGUGGCGCCAAGAAGGACAUCCGCAGCGCCACAGCCACCACCACGGAGAUGUCUGGGAGAAUGAACCUAAGGGUGGUGCACGGUGGGGCGGCCACGCUACACUCCAUCCGUGUCAUGCAGCCCAGACAGGUGCGGGUGGAGAGCAUGGAUGACCACGACAAGACGCGGGAGUACAUCUGGCGUCGCUCCAGCAACAUCGCGCGGGUCGUGUCCCAGAAGCUGACCAACGCGACGCGGUCCAUGCUGCAGCCGCCACCGGUCACUACCAACUUCAUGUCCGCGAUAUUCUCGUGACCCGUCACCGUCCUCCUAAGUCUGUUUAUUUAUUCGUUAUUUAUUGUGUGCUAUAUUUAUUUAAUACAA